Messenger RNA from Phyllostomus hastatus (greater spear-nosed bat), 2871 nucleotides. RefSeq names its product potassium voltage-gated channel subfamily Q member 2 (gene KCNQ2). The record is from RefSeq and is a predicted model, not a curated record. Gene Ontology annotation, molecular function: voltage-gated potassium channel activity. The transcript has 18 exons. Gene Ontology annotation, cellular component: membrane. NCBI's taxonomy places the organism in Eukaryota, Metazoa, Chordata, Mammalia, Chiroptera, Phyllostomidae. Gene Ontology annotation, biological process: transmembrane transport; potassium ion transport. Bases 142 to 2871 code for a protein of 909 amino acids.
CGGGACGGCAGGAGCGCGGAGCCGCUGCUGCCGCCUCGGCCAUGCGGCUUUCGGGCCGAGGGCCUGGGCUGGGGCCCGCGCCGCCCCCCGCGCGUCGCCCCCGCUGAUCCCGCGCCCCCGUCGCUGGGCGCCGCCGGCGCCAUGGUGCAGAAGUCGCGCAACGGCGGCGUGUACCCCGGCCCGAGCGGGGAGAAGAAGCUCAAGGUGGGCUUCGUGGGGCUGGACCCCGGCGCGCCCGACUCCACCCGGGACGGCGCGCUGCUCAUCGCCGGCUCCGAGGCCCCCAAGCGCGGCAGCAUCCUCAGCAAGCCGCGCGCGGGCGGCGCGGGCGCCGGGAAGCCCCCGAAGCGCAACGCCUUCUACCGCAAGCUGCAGAAUUUCCUCUACAACGUGCUGGAGCGGCCGCGCGGGUGGGCCUUCAUCUACCACGCCUACGUGUUCCUGCUGGUCUUCUCCUGCCUCGUGCUGUCCGUGUUCUCCACCAUUAAGGAGUACGAGAAGAGCUCGGAGGGCGCGCUCUACAUCCUGGAGAUCGUGACCAUCGUGGUGUUCGGAGUGGAGUACUUCGUGCGCAUCUGGGCCGCGGGCUGCUGCUGCCGGUACCGCGGCUGGAGGGGGCGUCUCAAGUUCGCCCGAAAGCCGUUCUGUGUGAUCGACAUCAUGGUGCUCAUCGCGUCCAUUGCCGUGCUGGCCGCCGGCUCCCAGGGCAACGUCUUCGCCACGUCCGCGCUUCGCAGCCUGCGCUUCCUGCAGAUCCUCAGGAUGAUCCGCAUGGACCGGCGCGGCGGCACCUGGAAGCUGCUGGGCUCCGUGGUCUAUGCCCACAGCAAGGAGCUGGUCACCGCCUGGUACAUCGGCUUCCUGUGCCUCAUCCUGGCGUCGUUCCUGGUGUACUUGGCGGAGAAGGGCGAGAACGACCACUUCGACACCUACGCCGAUGCGCUCUGGUGGGGCCUGAUCACGCUGACAACCAUCGGCUACGGCGACAAGUACCCCCAGACCUGGAAUGGGCGGCUCCUGGCGGCCACGUUCACCCUCAUCGGCGUCUCCUUCUUCGCUCUUCCUGCUGGCAUUCUGGGGUCCGGCUUCGCCCUGAAAGUCCAGGAGCAGCACCGGCAGAAGCACUUCGAGAAGAGGCGGAACCCCGCUGCGGGCCUGAUCCAGUCCGCCUGGAGGUUCUACGCCACCAACCUGUCGCGCACGGACCUGCACUCCACCUGGCAGUACUACGAGCGCACGGUGACCGUGCCCAUGUACAGCUCGCAAGCUCAGACCUACGGGGCCUCCAGACUCAUCCCCCCGCUGAACCAGCUGGAGCUGCUGCGGAACCUCAAGAGUAAAUCCGGGCUCACCUUCAGGAAGGAGCCGCAGCCGGAGCCGACCCCCAGUAAAGGCAGACCGUGCGGCCAGGGCCUGUGUGGAUGCUGCCCGGGACACUCUAGCCAGAAGGUCAGUUUGAAAGACCGUGUCUUCUCCAGCCCCCGCGGCGUGGCCGCCAAGGGGAAGGGGUCCCCGCAGGCCCAGCCGGUCCGGCGCUCGCCCAGCGCCGACCAGAGCCUGGAGGACAGCCCGAGCAAGGUGCCCAAGAGCUGGAGCUUCGGCGACCGCAGCCGCGCACGGCAGGCCUUCCGGGUCAAGGGCGCCGCGUCGCGGCAGAACUCGGAAGAAGCAAGUCUCCCCGGGGAGGACAUCGUGGACGACAACAAGAGCUGCAACUGCGAGUUCGUGACCGAGGACCUGACCCCGGGCCUCAAAGUCAGCAUCCGGGCCGUGUGUGUCAUGAGGUUCCUGGUGUCCAAGCGCAAGUUCAAGGAGAGCCUGCGGCCCUACGACGUGAUGGACGUGAUCGAGCAGUACUCGGCCGGCCACCUGGACAUGCUGUCCCGCAUCAAAAACCUGCAGUCCAGGAUAGACAUGAUUGUGGGCCCCCCACCCCCUUCAACCCCCCGGCACAAGAAGUACCCCACCAAAGGACCCUCGGCCCCUCCGGGAGAGUCGCCCCAGUACUCGCCUAGAGUGGACCAGAUCGUGGGGCGGGGCCCGGCCAUGACGGACAAGGACCGCACCAAGGGCCCGGCGGAGGCGGAGCUGCCCGAGGACCCCAGCAUGAUGGGCCGGCUGGGCAAGGUGGAGAAGCAGGUCCUGUCCAUGGAGAAGAAGCUGGACUUCCUGGUCGGCAUCUACACGCAGCGCAUGGGCAUCCUGCCGUCCGAGGCCGAGGCCUACUUCGGCGCCAAGGAGCCCGAGCCGGCGCCGCCCUACCACAGCCCCGAGGACAGCCGGGAGCACGGGGACCGCGGCGGCUGCAUCGUCAAGCUCAUCCGCUCCACCAGCUCCGUCGGCCACAAGAAUUUCUCGGCGCCUCCGGCCGCGCCCCCCGCCCAGUGCCCGCCCUCCACCUCCUGGCAGCAGCAGGGCCACGCCCGCCACGGCCACGGCACCUCGCCCGUGGGGGACCACGGCGCGCUGGUGCGCAUCCCGCCGCCGCCCGCCCACGAGCGCUCGCUGUCGGCCUACAGCGGGGGCCACCGGGCCAGCACGGAGUUCCUGCGGCACGAGGACGCGCCGGCGGGCCGGCCGCAGGAGGGCGCACUGCGGGACAGCGACACGUCCAUCUCCAUCCCGUCCGUGGACCACGAGGAGCUGGAGCGCUCCUUCAGCGGCUUCAGCAUCUCCCAGUCCAGGGAGAACCUGGACGCGCUGCAGGCCGGCUGCGCGGUCCUGGCCCCCUGCGCCAAGGUCCGGCCCUACAUCGCCGAGGGCGAGUCGGACACGGACUCGGACCUCUGCACGCCCUGCGGGCCGCCGCCGCGCUCGGCCACGGGCGAGGGCCCCUUCGGCGACGUGGGCUGGGCCGCGCCCCGGAAGUGA